This is a messenger RNA of Lontra canadensis (Northern American river otter), 2113 nucleotides long. RefSeq names its product MANSC domain containing 1 (gene MANSC1). Bases 314 to 1648 code for a protein of 444 amino acids. The record is from RefSeq and is a predicted model, not a curated record. Lineage: Eukaryota; Metazoa; Chordata; Mammalia; Carnivora; Mustelidae. The transcript has 4 exons.
GGACCUUUAAGGCCUAAGGAAAAAUGAUUAGAAGAAUUACAUUACCUAAUAGUUGGUGAGCACCUUUAUCGAGAUAAACUCUUGAGGACUUCUUGCAGUCCAGGCGUUAAAAAGGUGCCGCCUACAGAAAGCGCAGCUCCUACCGGAUUCCCUCGCAUAGUUCCGGCUUCUGGGCAAGAACUCCAGGAGAGAUUCCGUCAGAAUCCAUUCAAAAGAGAAAUUCCAUGAUCUAUACAAUCUUCUUGAAGCAAACUCAGACCAGAGGAAGAAUUGUCCUUGACUUUUGAAGACUAAGACUAAACUGAAAUUUAAAAUGUUCUUUAGGGACGAAUGGAGCUUGACUUACACUUGUGUAAUAAUUUGUUUCCUGACACUAAGGCUGUCUACCAGUCAGAACUGCCCUACCAAGAGUCUAGAAGAUGUUGUCAUUGACAUCCAGUCAUCUCUUUCUAAGGGAAUUAGAGGCAAUGAACCCAUACAUACGUUAACUCAGGAAGACUGCAUUAAUUCUUGCUGUUCAACAAAAAACAUAACAGGAGACAAAGCAUGUAACUUGAUGAUCUUCGACACUCGAAAAACAACUAGGCAACCCAACUGCUACCUUUUUUUCUGUCCCAGUGAGGAAGCUUGUCCGCUGAAACCAGCAAAGGGACUUAUGAGUUACAGGAUAAUUAGAGAUUUUCCAACUUCGGCCAGAACGAAUUCGCCAAGCCCAGAGUUAACCCAAGAAGAUUCUUUUAUCCAUGGCCAGUCUUCACAGGGAGUCGCUCCCACCCCCACUCCUGUGACAGGGUAUUCAAAGCCCACCGAUAGCUUCUGGAGAGAUGCAUUUUCUCAGAAGUUUGGAUCCUCAGAUCACUCAGAGAAACUAUUCAAGAUCGGUCAAGCAAGUACACCGUUCCCUGUUUAUAAAGAAAAAGGCCAUUCACAGAGUUCACAGUUUUCCUCAGAGCAAAAAAUAGCUCGUCUCCUACCUGUGACAACGCUCCCUACGAUGAUGACCGUUGCUUCUCAGCGUAUCACCUCUACCCCCCCAAAGCCUGCAUUGCCCCCCACCACCAAUGCUCCUGUGAUACCUUCUGUGACUUCUGAACCAGAGAUGGCCACCUCAGCUCCAGCCCUAGCCCAGGGCAAGUCGCAGCCCCCCACAACCCUCUUGUCUACCGUUUUGACCCAAGCUGUGGUUAUACCCAAAGCUAGCAUAACUACAGCAGCUGUUUCAAACGCCAUCUCUGAGGCGCCCAUAGACUGGAAAAGCUCUGCAGAAAUGGUGCCCUUUCAAGAAAUUUCCAGCCUCACUUCAAACACAGAGGAUGCCCAGAGUAACCCCAUUACACUUUCUCUGUCAACGGUGGAUUCGUCUGCAGCUAUGCUGCUUUUGUCAGAUGUGGUUUCUUCUGCUCCAAAUAAAACUGCUUCCUGGGAAAAUGAGAAGGCCAGACCUGGUGGUUCCUCCCUGAACAGUGUUCCAGAAAGUCAACACGGCCUUCCAUUUGAAAAAUGGCUCCUCAUCGGAACCCUGCUCUUUGGGGUUCUGUUCCUAGCCAUAGGCCUUGUCCUUUUGGGUAGAAUGUUCUCAGAAUCCCUCCGCAGGAGACGUUAUUCGAGACUGGAUUAUUUGAUCAAUGGGAUCUAUGUUGACAUCUAAGAAGGAAACUAGAUGUCUCUUAAUUCACGUAGUUGCUAGUAGCCCCAACCCAGUGUCUCCCUGCUGACUCACUGGUCGUAGCAGGAUUUCUGAAGCACCAUGAAGAAGGUAGAUGCCCCCUACAACUUUCUUUUUGCUUGGUGUUUGAAGACAAGAGGAGAAAGGAAACUAAUUAGGUAAUUUGAGUGACUUAGCUCUAAAAUAUUUGCUGAAAACAAAGCUCAACCUAAAGUAAUAAAGUGUAAUUGGCAUAUAAAUUAAAAAAUGACUGGCUUUUUGCAAGGAAAAGUGGUUAGGACUUUUGGGCUCCAGUUCAUUAACAUUUCUGGUUCCAGAUAAAGCCAACUGUUUAUGAUAUUAAUUCUAAUGGAUUUACUUUCCUUUUUAUAUGAAGUCCAAUAAAAGUUAUUCCAGAUGUAUUUCCUUCCAAUUAAAUAUUUGAAUAAAUGUUUUGUUACUCAGUAA